Molecule: messenger RNA, 4200 nt
Organism: Epinephelus moara (kelp grouper)
Lineage: Eukaryota; Metazoa; Chordata; Actinopteri; Perciformes; Serranidae
Product: potassium channel subfamily K member 2-like
Exons: 7
Coding region: 1524-2849 (441 amino acids)
Biological process (GO): stabilization of membrane potential; potassium ion transmembrane transport
Cellular component (GO): membrane
Molecular function (GO): outward rectifier potassium channel activity; potassium ion leak channel activity
Source: RefSeq, a predicted model, not a curated record
AUGCUUUCCACAGUGCCCUUGUAGAAGGUGGUGAGGUGUGUGGUGUGUGACUGCUGUGGUGUUCGUGGUUGAAGUGAGGUCAUCAUCAAUGUGAACCCCCAAGUACUUCACACUGCUGACCUUCUUCACGGCAGCCCCAUCGAUGUGUUGUGGUGCAUGAUCCUGUUUGCCGGCCCUCCUGAAGUCUAUUAUAACCUCACUGGUCUUGUCCACAUUGAGGAAGAGGUUAUGGGAUCUGCACCAUGCACUCAGCUGUUCCACUUCUUCCCUGUAUGCAGACUCAUUGAUGUCCUUAAUGAGGCCCACUACUGUUGUGUCAUCUGCGAACUUCAGGAUGUGGUUGCUACAGAAUUUAGCAGUGCAGUCGUAGGUGAGCAGGCUGAAGAGCAGAGGGCUCAGGACGAAGCCCUGUGGAGACCCUGUGCUCACUGUGAUGGUCUUUGAUGUGUGGCUGCCCACCCUGACUGUCUGCUGUCGCUGAGUUUUUAAUGUGCUGCAUGACCAGGCGUUCAGAACACUUUAUCACUAUAGGCGUGAGGGCUACAGGGCGGAAAUCAGAGAGGCCGGUGAAAAGCAACUGCUUUUCGUGUCACUGUCCCUGCAGGAAAUGCUACACUGUCUUGGUAAUGAACAACUGCUUUUCAUGUCACUAUCACAGCAGGAAAUGCGACGAUGUCUUGGUGAAAAACUACUACUUUUUGUGGCACUAUUCAUUCUGGAAAGUAUGUGUAUGAGAUGUCGCUACAGCACACCCACUUUUGAUGUCGCUGGAAAAGCAGCAAUGACUUCCUAGAUCACAGCCAUUUUUGUUGUUGUUGUUCUUUACUUUGUAGCAUCUGUCACUGUGCUCUUGACCCAGGACAUGGGUCCUCAGAGGCCACCAGGGGAAGGCACACAGCAUGUUGGAUGAUGCUUGAAAGAACCAGAGUGGUCUUUCAUAAUGUAUACUGUACAAAUGUAAGACAUCUUCAUGCUGAGCCGCUGCCCUUUUUUCACAACCUCAACAGCGAGGUGCACCUAAGAUAAUAGGUUCAUCCAUUGUGUGAAAUUUUGCAGCAUGGGAACCCUGUGAAGUGUUGGACAGCGCGCGCAGCUCCUCUCUCUACUUUAUUCAGCAGGAGCGCACACGGUCCACACCAGCAGUGGCAGAGCAGCGCAGCGUGUCACAGCGGUGAAUACCUCCUCUGACCGAUACAAACCACUGCGUCCUCUCCAUCAAGGCGCAUCAGUGGGCAACAAUGUCUCCAAACACCCGCAUGGAUUUCAUGGAAGCGAUUUGUUCCACUUUCUCCUUUUACGCUCCGUCCUAGCGCGUCUUCUGCUGGGUACAUGAUGUCCUGGAUGUAUUUUCUCCGGAGAUUGUAAAGUGGAGGGAAGCGCAGCUCACUGAAGAAACCAUGUGGGGAGCAGCCACGUCCCUUGAUGGGAGCACCGGAGGCACAAGGCGACACUAACAGGAGAUCAUUAUUUGUGCUUUCUUGGAGAAAAAAAGAUCCGUCGAUGAGGAAACAAAGAGAGUAGAGAUGGUAGAGAAUUCUACAUCAAUCAAUUUCAUCCUCACAGUGGCCGCACCUGACCUUCUGGACCCGAAGUCUGCCACCCACAACUCCAAACCUCGCCUGUCGUUCUCGGUCAAACCGGUAGUGCUGAACACUCCAGAGGACGAGUGUGACACCCGGACUACUGUCAUGAGGUGGAAAACCGUGUCAGCCAUCUUCUUCUUGGUGGUGCUUUAUCUCAUUAUUGGGGCGACGGUGUUCAAAGCGCUGGAGCAGCCUCAUGAGAGCUUAAAGAAGAUGGCCAUUCUCGAAGAAAAACUGGAGUUCUUGGCCACGCACACCUGUGUGAACUCCUCUGAGCUGGAGGAUUUGGUCAAGCAAGUUGUUUCAGCAGUCCGAGCAGGUGUGAACCCUUCAGGAAAUAGAUCCAAUCAGACAAGCCUCUGGGACAUCAGUUCCUCCUUUUUCUUUGCCGGGACUGUUAUCACCACUAUCGGAUUUGGGAACAUCUCUCCUCACACAGAAGGUGGGCGGAUCUUCUGUAUAAUUUACGCUCUGCUUGGGAUUCCCCUGUUUGGAUUCUUAUUGGCUGGUGUUGGCGACCAACUGGGGACCAUUUUUGGGAAGGGCAUCGCCAGAGUAGAGAAGAUGAUUGUGAAAUGGCAAGUCAGCCAGACGAAGAUCCGCGUCAUCUCCACCCUGAUCUUCAUCCUGUUUGGGUGUCUCAUCUUCGUGGCUCUGCCGGUUGUCAUAUUUAAGCACAUCGAGGGAUGGAGCACACUCGAGUCCAUCUACUUUGUCGUCAUCACCCUCACCACGAUUGGAUUUGGAGACUUUGUCGCCGGUGAAAAAGGUGGGUCAGAGAAUCCAGAGUUCCUGAACUACUACAAGCCUGUGGUGUGGUUCUGGAUCCUGGUGGGCCUGGCGUACUUUGCCGCUGUGCUCAGUAUGAUUGGAGACUGGUUCCGGGUCAUUUCCAAGAAAACUAAAGAGGAGGUUGGGGAGUUUCGAGCUCACGCAGCCGAGUGGACGGCAAAUGUGUCAGCGGAGUUCAAAGAAACCCGGAGGCGACUCAGCGUUGACAUCUAUGACAAGUUCCAGCGCGCUGCAUCCAUCAAGCGCAAGCUGUCAUCUGAGCUGGGUAUCAAUACCAUCAACCAGGAAAUGACUCCUGGCAAGAGGACGCUGUCUGCCAACCUGUGUGAGGAUAAAGAGGCCUACCCCAACAUGGCUCUCUCUCUCAGUCCUGUCCCAGGGACACUCGCCAGGAACGGCAGCCUCUACCUGAAUGGCCUCAGCCCAGACUACGCUGAUCGGCGAGAGAUCGCCAUCAUUGAAACUCUCAAAUGAGGAGCAGCAUGAAAUGAGAUUCAGGAAACUGUGUGAAACAUGUCUGGUGGUGGACAGAGCUUAUAGACACAUACACACUUUAGUGCUUAUUGACUGAGCAUUUGUGAUACAAUACCUGUGCGUGCGCAUUCAUUAAGUGGAUUGUGCUCCAAUCAUUGAUUAAAAACCUCGAGAGUGACUUCACAGAGAUCAAUCAUCAAGCUCCCUCUUUUCAUGUGCGUGAUUGAAACUCAAACAAAAGCGUAUGAUGUUCCAGCUCUCAGGUCCCAUUCAUGCAACAGAGAACAGACUUCCUUUCAUUGUGUCCAUGCCAACAUGAUCGACAGCUGUGCUAGCGAUUGAGCCAAAUCAGAAGUGUGCUCCAGACUGGAACAAAUGAUUGUAUUUAGAGGCAUGAGUUUAACAAACUUAUCUAAUGAGCAGGAAGGAAAUGAACGCCCAUAUUGUGGUAGCAGCGCACUGGACAUCUUCUCACAUAGCCACAAACAAGCCCGUGAACACACAGGAGGUAAAUGCAUUCAUCAAACCUAGAAAGCAAUAGAUGCAUCUGUGCUCAUCAUCUCUUUGAAUUUCCAGAGGCCCUGAAAUCUGCAUCAGAUAAAGAGGAUCCUCACUGCUGAAAGCACUUCACAAUCAACAAUGAACGCUUGUUCUUGAUGAGGCAGCAGUCCUGCGCUAACACAAAGGAAUGUGGCUUUUCUCUUUUAAGUUUACACCUCUUCCAGUAUGAAUUUAUAUGCCUUGCAUUUCACCGAUCAGUCUGCCCUCGCUUAGGAGACGAAUGUUGAUGCUUUUGUUCCUCCAUGACUGACAUUCAGCUUUUCACCCUAAGGAAUAAUCCACUUGUGCCUUAGCAAACAUGUGAGGAUGGUGACGCAUGAAGGACUGAGAUUCGCUUUGUCUGUCCACUCAUACUUGUUAUAUAUGUUAUAUAUAUAUAAAUAUAUGAGCACAGUAGUUAAAAAGGACAUAUUCAGAAGGCAUCUUGGAAUAAAAACAGUAUGAAGAAGAGGCCAACAGAUGAGGAGGACAUGGACUUCUUAAGUUAUUUAAAGAGGAAUCUACAGUAUGCAUGGCAACCGAGUGGAAAAACUGUUUCUUAACAACUGGGAAAAUGUCAGCUUUCAGUCUGCCAGUGUGAUUUAGACGUUUCCUAUCAGUCUUAAUAUAUUGAGUUACAACCACACAGUGCCAGGCUCACUUAUCAGACCCCAUUCUCCCCGAUACCAAAGUAACUAUCCUGUUUUAAGGACUUCUGUGUGAUCAGAAGGAUCAGGAGUGCUCUCUGUGAUUUCUAGAAAUUUAAUCCACUGUUUUUUUUUUUCUUUUAUCAUGAAAUUGAAACUUAAAA